This is a messenger RNA of Prosopis cineraria, 1756 nucleotides long. RefSeq lists its product as uncharacterized. Lineage: Eukaryota; Viridiplantae; Streptophyta; Magnoliopsida; Fabales; Fabaceae. Gene Ontology annotation, molecular function: lipid binding. The record is from RefSeq and is a predicted model, not a curated record.
CAACCUCUGCUUUCUCUCCCUAGAGAACCUCUUUCUCUCACCAGAAAAAAUUUUCCCCUCGGCUUCGUCGUUGUCGUUGCCAGGGAGGCGAUCCAUGUAGUUUGAUUCGAUUCUUUUCUUGCUCAGUGUGUGUGAGAGGGAGAGAGAGGGGGGGAAGGUUUCGUGAAUCGGAGAAAUGGGCGAGUCUUUCUUCGAUCUUUGGGAAUUUUUGAAGAAACCCUCGAUAACCGAGACACUUGUUGACAUUUUGCUAUGCGCAGUCCCGAUUUGGUUUGCUGUGAUGGUUGGCUUGGUCAUCGGCUGGUCAUGGCGGCCCCGAUGGAAUAGUAUCGUGUUCCUUGGUUUUCGGUGUAAGUUCCGGCUCCUCUGGACGGCUCCGCCGGGCUUUGGUGCUCGUCGGCUCUGGUUGGCAUUCACAGCACUAUCUGCUUUCUCCAUUUGCCGCACGAUUUGGUCGAAUUUUAGAGGAAAGGGCAAAGGUCAAGCUGGGCAAUCAGUGAAUGUAGCGGCGGAGAUAUCCAAAACUGGGGAGGAAAGCAGUGAGGUUGCUGGGCCUGGUGUUAAAAUUGGAGAGAAGGAGCAUGAUAUCGUCAAUCAGAAUGAUUUGGAUCAUCUCCUUUAUCUUCUUGAAGGGAAGAAUGGAACGAUGGACUGGCAAAGUUUGAUGCAGAUUUCAACACCAAAUAUGUCAUAUCAAGUUUGGCGUCAUCAACCUCAGACAGGUCCUCUAGUUUACCAGAGUAAAACGGUCUUUGAAGAUGCAACUCCAGAGUUGGUAAGGGAUUUCUUCUGGGAUGAUGAGUUUCGCCUUAAAUGGGAUUCUAUGCUUGCAUACUGCAAAAUAUUGGAGGAAUGCUCACAUAAUGGCAUCAUGUUUUCCCAUUGGAUAAAAAAGUUUCCAUUUUUCUGUAGUGACCGAGAAUAUAUAAUUGCUCGAAGAAUAUGGGAGAGUGGAGAUACAUUCUAUUGUGUUACAAAGGGGGUGCCGUAUCCAAGUAUACCCAAACGUGACAAGCCCAGACGAGUAGAGCACUAUUUUUCUAGUUGGGUCAUCAAGCCUGUUGAAUCGCGCAAGGAUGGCCAGCUGUCUGCAUGCGAGGUAACCCUUUUACAUUAUGAAGACAUGGGGAUUCCAAAAGACGUAGAGAAGUUGGGAGCUCGACAUAUCAUGUCUGGCGUUGUCAAGAAAUUGCACUCUGGAUUGAGAGCUUACCAGAAUGAUCGGAAAACCGAGGCUUCUCUGUCAAGAUGUGCAGCGAUGGCAAGGAUAACCACCAAGCUUUCUUCUGUAAAAAGCCUGAAUUCUUUAGGUCCUGCCAAUGAGGAAGAGGAAGGUGAAGUCAUGAUUAGUAAAGCAAAUCAUAAGGAUCAUGGCAUAGACUGGAAGUGGUUGGUUUUAGGAGGGACUGUUGCUCUGGUUUUGGGAAUUCAUGGUGGAGCAAUAGGAAAAGGGUUAUUAUUGGGAGCAGGGCACAGACUUGCAAGGAGAUGAGUGGCACAGAAUCAGGCCAUAGGAAAGUUUCAUUUGUUAUCUUCUUUUUGAAGAUUCAUCAUGUGUCUCAUUUUACCUGCGUAUUCAUUAUGUUGAUGUUGAUUGCAUUGCAUGCAUGCAUGCAUGCAAAUGCAUGCUUUACUCGAUGUGUAUGAAACUGCAAUUGCAUGGGUAUGAAACUAAACGACUCAGGUGGAAUCUGUUAGGGAAUGAGGUUGAAAUAUGAUAAAGUUGUUAGAAAUUAUAGAAACUAGAUGAUUGGCA